CCGCGAGGGUAGAUGCACGUUGGCGAAUAGCUGUGGGUUCGUAGUUUGAGUUCGAGCAAAAGCCGAGUGACACGUCAAAUGGAACUACCACGCACAGCCUCAGGAGCUCCGGUUAGCAUUGGAGAUUAAAAAUGAAAAUGCUGAACACCAUUCAUUGGAGUACAUAACAUUCAAACAGCAGGAGAGAGUUGAAGAUUUAUCUUUGCUGCAAGUUCUUUGCUUACCAUGGGAGAAAAUGAUGAAGAGAAGAAUAACCAGGCUGGCCAACUCUUUGAGAACUUUGUCCAGGCUUCAACAUGCAAGGGUACAAUCCAAGCCUUUAAUAUUCUCUGUCGACAAUUGGAGCUCAGCCCUGAGGAUUACAGAAAUUUUUUUAAAACCCUUAAAACAAAGGUGACUUCCUGGAAAGCAAAAGCUCUCUGGAGUAAGCUUGAAAAACGUGCAAGUCAUAAAGCGUAUAAAGAUGUUUGCAGAAAUACAAAGUGUCUCAUCAUUGGAGGUGGACCGUGUGGAUUGCGGACUGCUAUAGAACUUGCCUUCCUGGGAGCCAAAGUGGUUGUUUUAGAAAAGAGAGACACUUUCUCCAGAAACAAUGUGCUACAUUUGUGGCCUUACACUAUUCAUGACCUUCGUGGACUUGGGGCAAAAAAAUUCUAUGGGAAGUUUUGUGCAGGCUCAAUUGAUCAUAUCAGUAUUCGUCAACUGCAGCUCAUCUUAGUUAAAGUGGCUCUUAUUCUUGGAGUGGAAUUUCAUAUGAAUGUAGAAUUUAUUAAGCUUCUUGAGCCUGCUCAAGACAAUCAAGGAAUGGGCUGGCGGGCUGAAGUGUGUCCAGCUGAUCAUCCUGUUGCAAACUUUGAUUUUGAUGUAAUUGUGGGAGCAGAUGGACGACGAAACACUCUAGAGGGUUUUAGAAGAAAAGAGUUCAGAGGAAAACUGGCAAUAGCAAUCACAGCAAACUUUAUUAAUAGAAAUACAACUGCAGAGGCCAAGGUAGAGGAAAUUAGUGGCGUAGCUUUCAUCUUCAACCAGAAAUUCUUUCAGGACCUUAAAGAAGAAACAGGAAUUGACCUGGAGAACAUUGUUUAUUAUAAAGAUAACACCCAUUACUUUGUGAUGACAGCAAAGAAACAAAGCUUGCUGGAUAAAGGAGUCAUUAUUUAUGAUUACACUGAUACCGAGAUGCUGCUGAGCAAUGAAAAUGUAAAUCAGGAAGCUCUACUAUCCUAUGCACGGGAGGCUGCAGACUUUGCCACCAACUACCAACUGCCAUCCUUGGAUUUUGCAAUGAAUCACUGCGGCCAGCCUGAUGUUGCUAUGUUUGACUUCACUUGCAUGUACGCUUCAGAAAAUGCAGCACUUAUCAGAGAAAGACGUGGGCAAAAACUGCUUGUGGCACUUGUGGGAGACAGUUUACUUGAGCCUUUUUGGCCUAUGGGGACUGGAUGCGCCCGAGGUUUUCUAGCUGCGUUUGACACAGUAUGGAUGGUGAGGAGCUGGGCACUGGGCAGGGCCCCAUUGGAGAUUUUAGCUGAAAGGGAAAGCAUCUACAGACUACUGCCUCAGACCACUCCUGAAAACAUCACCAAGAACUUUGAUCAGUACACCAUUGAUCCAGCAACUCGCUACCCAAACCUCAAUUCUAACUGUCUACAGCCUUUCCAGAUCCGUCACUUAUAUAUUACUAGUGAGCUGAAGCCCUGCACUGUUGAAAGAGCUCCUUCACUUAGACAGUCUGUUAAUCUUUCACGACGGGAGUCUGAAAUCCGACCGAACAGGCUAUUGACUUGGUGUCAGAAGACCACAGAAGGUUACAGGAAUGUUGACGUCUGUGACCUCACUACUUCCUGGAAGAGUGGUUUGGCUUUGUGUGCAGUUAUACAUCGCUUUCGACCCGAUCUCAUUGACUUUGAUUCUCUUGACAAAGAAGAAUCCACUAAAAAUAUUCAGCUGGCUUUCGACAUUGCUGAGCAGGAGUUUGGCAUUUCUCCAGUCAUCACUGCAAAAGAGGUGGCAGCUGAAGGGGAACCAGACAAACUUGGCAUGGUUUUAUACCUCUCAAAAUUCUACGAGCUGUUCAAAGGCACACAAUUGAUUUCAUCAGGGCACAAGAGGGGAUCUGGUGAAAGCAAUGAUGUUUACUUGGCAAAGUCAUCCAGAAAGGCUCAUAACAUCAAUUACACUUUACCGAGAAAACGAACACCUAAGGAUGAGAAGAAAUCAGAGGAAGAUGAUGCCACAAAUAAAAGAAGGAGGAGAAGUUUCAAUUAUUUAGAAGAGACAUCUAACAAUUCCAACUGGAGUACCACUUCUGCAAGUGAAUGUGGAGAAGGAAAGGAUAACUUGAAUCAAAACAAAGUGAAAUCAAUGGCUUCACAGCUUCUUGCAAAAUUUGAAGAAAAUGCCCCUAGCACUUCAUUACGGCGACAGACUGAUGCUGGUUUUAGUGAAGUGAAACCAGCCAGGCCCCAUUCUCUUGAUUUGUCUGAAAACCCACGCUUUGCAAAACCUAAGGACAAUACUACUCCCAGUUCAGCUACUCCUCAGAAAAGGCAGUAUCAUUCUGCGUCUUCUUCUCAGUAUCUGGCUAAUUGUUCCAGUAAGUCUUUUCAAUGUGCCGAAUUCAUACAGCAGAAGCCCAAGCAGGUUAAUACAGAGGUACAGGUAAAGUGUACAGAGCCCUCCACCUCCUGCCGCUCUACUGUCUUAGCAGUUUCAGGGAUGCUACAGCGGCUUCAGCACCUUGAAGACAAAAUUGCACAGAGAAGAGCUCAGUCCCUGUCAGCUAGGGAAUUUAAUAAAAAAAGCAUUAAGGAGAAGGCUGCUCACCUCUGUUCAUUGUUCGACUACAUGGCUUUCAGACCACAGUCAACCAUGCCUGCUCCCAGCCUCCCCCAUCCUAGGCCCAAAACUAGCCCAGCUUUUCCUUCCAUUGCCUCAUCUUCAUCUUCAUAUCCAUCUCAUGUGACAUCUCGUUCUCCGCUGUCAUCUCCUCAGGAAUUAGAUAAGCUGCCCCAUAAAAAGGUCAUGCCGACUGAGCACAUGAAUUAUGGAAGUGUGCCCCGUACAAAAGGUAUUCAUCCCAUAGCCUCUAGUGAUCCACAAUUUGCUUUGACUGAAAUUAAAAACCCGCAGCCCUCAGAUCCUUCCUCAGGACAGAUGACUGUUGGAAAGGUUUCUGCUGUGAUAGGUGCCAUGGCCGAAGUACUGGUCACUCUGUAUGAGAAUGACCACAAACCCAAAACUUGUUCAACUGCCCCCUUGCUGGGUUCUCUGCGAAAGGAGUUUCCUCAGAAUCUGGGUGGCAGCGACACCUGCCAUUUCUGCAAGAAGCGUGUAUAUGUCAUGGAGAGGCUAAGUGCAGAGGGCUACUUCUUCCACCGAGAGUGUUUCCGUUGUGACUUCUGUAAAACCAGCUUACGCUUAAGCAACUGUGCUUUUGAUGUGGAUGAAGGUAAAUUUUACUGCAAGCCGCAUUAUACUCAGCGAAAGAGUAGUAAGUACUGGAAACGGCAUUCAGAGUUCCCAAAGGAGGAAACUGAUCUGUUAAAACAGACGGAGGCUGCACCGUCAUCUCCAGAGGCAAUAAAGGCUUACUCUGCUGUCAGCAGCCUAGAGGGUCGGCCUCCAGGUGAUUAUGUUCAGUCUCUGGCUGGACACACUUUUCCAAGCGAUUAUGCAAAUGGCCACAUCUUUGAGGACACAUAUGCGUCACUCCCUACUCAUCCAUCCACUGUCAAAGUUGUACUUGAAGAAGAUCACAUUCUACACAGCCUUGUGGCUGAGAGGAUUAUGGUAAUAAGUGAUGCCAGCUGCUCAGACACGGAGUCUGACCCUUUUGGGAGUUCAUUUAAUGGUGACUAUCGAGAGGGGAUGACUGAAGAAAACACUCAGGAGGAUGUUGUUCAAAGACCAGACUCAGAUGUACCACAUAAUCCAAACCCAACCACAACUGAAGAAGUUAUACUGCCCCCCAAAGCUUCUAGUUCCAUUACAUUAUCACCAGUGACACGAUGGAGGAAGAGAAUCCGCAAUACUCUUCCAAUAAUGAUGUAUAAGAAGAAGAAUCAGCUUGUGGAGGACCCACCAGAAGACCUGCAGCCUUCCCAGAGUUCUCCUGGUCAGAAUCCCUCUCGACUGGUGGCCAGCCCUCCCCUUACACCAAAGUCAGGGGGAGUACACAUCUAUGACCUCAAACCAGAGUCUGAUUUGCCCACUUCAACCACACAAGUACCUGACAGUGUAAAAUUAUUUCCAUCUCCUGAUUCUUUACAAGCCCUAGUUGCGAGUGGCACAUACAGUGAUAAUGAAAAUGGUCAAGAAGACAUAGAUGACACCAUGAAGAAGUGCCCAAAGAGAAAACUUGUGCUUUCUCCCAAUGUAAAGGCAUCCUUACUGGACUGGGAGCUGUUAGUGACAGAGGAUUCAAGAGAAUGUGAAAGACAUGCACAAAAUGAGAGAACAAAAACUGAACACUGUGAUGCCCAGAAAAAUGAUUUAGGUUCUUCCGGAAGUGGUUCCACUGCUAGCUUACCUCAUAGCCACCACACUCAUCCAGAAAUGCAGAACAACUCAAAUUGCUCCAACAACCUUGAUCCCACUCCAUCUCCUUUCCAUAUUUUGAUUAAUGCAUUUAGGAAAACAUUGAGUGCCUCCAAGAAGAUCUUUUCUUUGGAUGCCAGUGAAAAAACUGACAGCGUGACUCAUUCUUACUCUGACGGAGGACUUAAUUCCAGCAAAGGGAAAGAAGACUCUAAAACAGAGCAGUUGUUAAAGAACUCGUACACACUGAGCUCACAACUUCAUUUAAAUAAUCAGCCUGAGACAAUGACACCGAUUCCAAAGCCAGUGGUUGUCUCCAAUUUUCAUAGAGAUACACCUUCAGAACUUAAUGUGGCACAGGGCAAAAACACAACAAGCCCAAUUUCACUUAAGAUAGACACAGAAGGAAAAGAUGAUGUAGAUGUUUCAAAACAAACUAAACUGAAGGAAGACUGGUCUGUGUUAUUUGAGAAGGUUUCACUCAGUGGAGGGUCAUUCAGAUAUUCUAGAAACGAUUUAUCAUUUUCACAGCAAAAAAGACUAAAUGAAUUUUCUGCCCUCCAAGUUCAUGAGCCACAAGAGAUGAAGAAGAAAGCAAGUGGCAAAAACAGUCUAUGGAAUCUCUUUAGCAAUGUCAGGAAAAAGACCACUGAGAAGGAAGCCCCUGUCAGAAGCAGGCCAUGGUCAUCAUCACAACAAAUGUCAGGCAUCACUCAGCAGCUGGCGGUAGAUCAGAUGAACCUGCAGGAGACCAGUUCUUCCAGCGACGACACACAAGAAAAGGCUUCCUCAAAAUUAAAGGCAUCAUCAAGCUGGAGACGCAAGACCAGGCUUGAAAAGAGUAACAGGCAGCAGAUGCGACGAGAAGAGUUAAAAAGGCUGCACAAGGCGCAGAUAAUACAAAGGCAGCUGCAGGAGGUGGAAGAGCGUCAGAGAGACUUAGAAGAGAGAGGUGUUAAACUUGAGAAGCUACUGCGAGGCGAAUCAGAUCAUAAGGGAAAUGAUGAAACACAUCUUCUACACACUUGGUUUAAACUGGUAUUGGAAAAGAAUAGACUCACCCGGUAUGAAUCUGAGCUCAUGAUAUUUGCUCAAGAACUGGAGCUUGAAGACCGUCAAAGUAGACUGCAGCAGAUACUACGUGAAAGGAUGAGCACAGACGACUCAGAAAAGACCGAACAAGACUGUGCUGAAGAAGAGAAGAUCCUAAACCAAAUACUUGCAGUAGUAGAGGAACGUAAUGACCUGGUUGCUAUUCUUGAUGAGCAGAGGUUGCUAGAAAAGGCUGAAGAUGAGGACUUGGAGUGCAUUCUGUUAACUCGAGGUUACCAGUUUAACUGGAGUUGACUUUCAUGAUUAACAGCCUACAAACUCUGUGGACAAGUAAGCAACCAAACAAAGGAUAACAGAUAAAUAAACAAUAAAAAAAUGUUUAUUAGAACUGCUGUACAUUUGUGAUUGUUAAGACUCACCUUGAUAAAAGCAUUUUAAAUGUUCCAGUUCUACUUAUAUUUUUAAUUCUCAACAUUCAUACUGUCUGGACUGCAAAAGGAUAUUACAUUUUCAGUGAUCAUUUUUUUAAAUAAAUGAUUCCCAUGUUUUAUUUAUGUAUUACAAUUUUUUAUUCUGUGAUGGGUUGGGCGAAGGUGCAUACAGUGAAUGGCUCUAAAGACUGAGCAAUUGAUAUUUAAGAGUUAGAGGUGCUAGUUAACUUUACCUGUAUGCCUUUAUGAUGUAUA
Molecule: messenger RNA, 6278 nt
Organism: Polypterus senegalus (gray bichir)
Lineage: Eukaryota; Metazoa; Chordata; Cladistia; Polypteriformes; Polypteridae
Product: F-actin-monooxygenase MICAL2-like
Exons: 37
Coding region: 226-5886 (1886 amino acids)
Molecular function (GO): protein binding; FAD binding
Source: RefSeq, a predicted model, not a curated record